This is a messenger RNA of Symbiodinium natans, 4020 nucleotides long. NCBI's taxonomy places the organism in Eukaryota, Dinophyceae, Suessiales, Symbiodiniaceae. The record is from the annotation of a GenBank genome assembly.
AUGUGCCGCUGGGCCGCGCUAUGGCUUUGUUCCAUGGCCGCGUCGGCCGUCAAUGACGACGGUCGACUCUACGGAGAGCUCAUCUCGGCGGUGAAUCGCACUGAUGCAGACGCUAUUCAAAGGCUUCUUGCCAACAAGACUGACGCAGUGCAGCUCCUUCUCAGGAGCAGUGUCAAUGCAUGGUUCGACGGCGUUCCUGCACCUGGUGAAGGGAGCCUGCUUCACUUUGCGGCCUUCCGGGGCGACGUGGAUGUCAUGCGGCUGCUCCUGGAUGCCUGGCCAGCAGGCCUGCAGCAAAGGAAUUAUCGCGGCCAGGCGCUGUUGCACCACGCAUGCUGGAACGGCAGCAUGGAGCUCUCGCAGUGGUUACUCCUACAAUGGCCCCAAGGCCUGAAGGUUGCCGACGACUGGGGCAGGACGGUUUGGCACCAUGGAGCGCGUAGUGGCAACGUGGAGCUUUUGCAGUGGUUGCACACGCAAUGGCCCGGAGGCUUGAAGAUUGCCGACGCUGACUACACGGCUUGGCACUACGGAGCGAGGAGUGGCCACGUUGAGGUCUUGCAGUGGUUGUACAUCCAAUGGCCCGAAGGCCUGAAGGUUGCCGACGAAGACGGCCAGACGGCUUGGCACUAUGGAGCGAGGAGCGGCAACGUGGAGGUCUUACAGUGGUUGCUCAUCCAAUGGCCAGAAGGCCUGAAGGUUGCCGACACCAGGGGCAGGACGGUUUGGUAUCAUAUAGCGCGUAGUGGCAACGUGGAGCUUUUGCAGUGGUUGCACAUCCAAUGGCCCGAACGCCUGAAGGUGAAUGCCGGCUUGGCGACGGCCUGGCACCAUGGAGCAUGGAGUGGCAACAAAGAGGUCUUGCAGUGGUUGCACAUCCAAUGGCCGGAAGGCCUGAAGGUUGCCGACAACUGGGGCCAGACGGUUUGGCACUAUGGAGCAAGGAGCGGCCACGUGGAGGUCUUACAGUGGUUGCACAUCCAAUGGCCUGAAGGCCUGAAGGUUGCCGACAUCACGGGCAAGACGGCUUGGCACGAUGGAGCGUGGAGUGGCAACAAAGAGGUCUUGCAGUGGUUGCACAUCCAAUGGCCGGAAGGCCUGAAGGUUGCCACCUACUCGGGCCAGACGGUUUGGCACUAUGGAGCGAGGAGUGGCCACGCAGAGGUCCUGCAGUGGUUGCACAUCCAAUGGCCUGAAGGCCUGAAGGUUGCCGACAACAGCGGCGAGAUGCCGUUGAACUAUGUAGACUUCUGGGGCAAGGUGGAAUUCUUGCAGUGGUUGCUCACCCAGCCCGAAGGGCUCAUCAGGUAUGUCGACAACUGGCACCAGACGGUUUGGCACUACGGAGCGAGGAGUGGCCACGUUGAGGUCUUGCAGUGGUUGUACAUGCAUUGGGCCGAAGGCCUGACCGCCUACUCGGACAUGACGGCUUGGCACUACGGAGCGUGGAGCGGCAACGUGGAGGUGUUGCAGUGGUUGCACAUCCAAUGGCCCGAAGGCCUGAAGGUUGCCGACACCGGGGGCCAGACGGCUUGGCACUACGGAGCCAGGAGCGGCGACGCGGAGGUCUUACAGUGGUUGCACAUCCAAUGGCCCGAAGGCCUGAAGGUUGCCGACACCUGGGGCCAGACGGUGUGGCACCAUGGAGCAGCGAGGGGUGGCCACGUCCUGGUCCUGCAGUGGUUGCACGUCCAAUGGCCCGAAGGCCUGAAGGAUGUCGAUGCCUUUGGCGACACGGCGUGGCGCCUUGGAGCGGCUGAGAGCAACAAGGAGCCCCUGCAGUGGUUGGUCAGUCUUUGGCCCGAGGGCCUGGAGGUUGCCCAUGAUGCUCUCCCACAUUUCUUGCGGGAGCAGCGGCCCGAAGCGCUGGAGAUUCUGGAGUGCAAGAUCCUCGUUCCUUUUGUCUGCGGAACGUCAACGAUCGACCAAUCCUGGAGGAGUGCCAUGGCCGAACUUCAAUGCGCGAGUCCGGAACUGCUCUCCCAGUCUGACCUGCAGGCGUGGCUUGAGGGCUGCGGAGGCCGCCCCAGCUGGAGUGACGACUUCGGCACCCUCGCGGCGCGGCUUCGUGAUGCCGAAGCGAAGGCAUUCUUGGAACCUCUGAUCGGGCUGGACGGCUUGAUCGUGACCACGCUUCAAGACUGGGCAGCAUGGGCUUGUGUCGUUUCAGCUGCAAGCGCAGCACUUGCAGCCGUGUGUCUUGAGGCUAGACUGACGAAGCCGAGGGGAACGGGAGUGCAAUCGUAUCAGGCGUCAUCGGAGGGCGUGGGCGAUGACUUCCGUGAGGGUGCCACACGAUGUGUAUGCCAAGCUUUGUCACCACCUGCUAGGUUCACAAGGGCUUGGCGGUGGCUAGAAGUUUUGGUCGCCACAUUCUGGCUGGGCCCUGCGAUGUUAGUGACGCACUGGGCGUGGUGGCUACCAAUCGUCCUCGUUUUCUACGCAGUCCCUGCAUUCAUAUUCACAACAGCAAACAAGCUGCGGCUCAAGCUCGAAGACGCAGACUCGCCAAUCAAGUUCACAGCAGCAAAAAAGCUGCGACUCAAGCUCGAAACGUUGCUGAAGUCCCCGGUGCUGGUCAUCAUGACUCCAACGACGAAGGGCCCCGUGCCGCAGGUAGCUGGCCUCUGUCGCACCAUGGCCCUAUCCGGGGUUUGGUUCGCGAUCGCGCACAAUGCCAGCCAACUGCCGCUCCCAAUUGUCAACCCCGACUUCCAGGACUUUGAGAGCAAAAAAUACGCUGCGUGGAGGUAUAGCCAUCUUCACCAUCACUGGAUGUUUCCAUGGGCCUCGAAAACAAUCACUGCCGCCAACAUUUUCGACGUGGCGACAACGUUAUGCCCAGCUGUCAUCAUCCUGUACUCCGUGUGUCUUUUCUGUGCAUCUCUACAGCACUUGGUUCCCUUGUCUGCGGUGCAACGCUUGCCCGCGUGGCUCAAGGUGAACAAGGCCAACAGACACGAACGACAGAAGUUGAGGGACAGGCUUCUGAAGGAGAAGACGUUGCCAGAUGAAGUGGAUGGCAGACUCAAGCCCGUCGUUCUUCUUCGCCCCCCUCCCUGGGAAGGAAGAGCGCUGUUGCCAGCUAUGGCGUUGCUGGUUCUGGACGUAGGCCUAGACUUCAAGACGCUCUUGGACUUCCUGGUGGCACGGCACUACCUGUUCGCCGCAGUCAUGACCUUCAUCGUGAUCCGCAGCACCCUGAAACAAUUCACCAUCCUCGCCCCUUGGAAGCUCCGGCAGGCGAUAAAGGCCAGCCGGGCACGAGGCCUGCUGCGGGAGGAUCUCUUGCACUUCCUGGAUGAAGAGAGACGCUCCGAAGCUUUCUUCUGCGGGUGCAUCACUGCCUACGCCAUCUUGUAUGCAGCCCAGACAGCCGGCCAGCUGAUCAUACAACUCUGCAGCCUCCUGCUCAGCACAUGGCUAUUUUCAGGCUAUGCCGUCCGUUUAUGCGACAUGGAUAUGGAGGGGCUCGAGGAUGGUGACGAGCUCGACAGCGCGGUGCCUGCGGACCUUGAAGCUCAACCUUGCAAGGAUGAGGACCCUGCUGCCAACGAUGAGCCGAAGGGUCCUGAUCAUGCAGCCGUGGAUCCGCAGGAGCCAGAUGUGGGCAGUUCGACCCUGGAGAAGGAGCUCUUCGAUAUUCCUGGCGCCAUGCCAGACCCAGAGCUCUCCGACUUGCCGAAGGCAUCCGAGGCUCAGAAGGCUCCUGAUCCAGGCGACCCCGUAGCCGCGGAUCAGGAAGAGCCGAGCAAGCCACAUCCGACCCUGGAGGCGGCCUCGCAGGAGCUCUCCGACAUGCCGAAGGCAUCCGAGGCUCGGAAGGUUCCUGAUCCAGGCGACGCCGUAGCCGCGGAGCAGGAAGAGCCGAGCAAGCUUUCUGCGACCCUGGAGGAGUGGAGGAGUUUUUCGAUGCCAGUCAGCCCAAUGUCGUCCGAGAGGAUGGCUGACCCAUUUCAGCAUCGCUCGAAGCUCGGUGUUACACGAAGUCACGCGCCAUGUCAUAAGACAGCGAGGUGA